AUGCUGUCCAUUCGAACGGUUGCCGCCCCUCUGCGGCGCCAAUGUUUGGCAACAACCCCUCGAGCCGUCGCAUCUCUAUCCUUCCAGAACCAAAGAUAUUACUCCGACAAAGUUGCCAAGUUCACCGGUACCAAGGCAGCCAAUGGUCGCUAUCCCGUCAGCAUUAUUGAGGGUGACGGUAUCGGACCCGAAAUUUCACAAGCCGUCAAGGACAUCUUCGAGGCUGCCAAGACACCUAUUAGCUGGGAGCCCGUUGACGUCACCCCCAAACUAGUAGAUGGAAAGACAACAAUUCCUUCCGAGACGAUCGAGAGCAUCCAAAGAAACAAGGUCGCCCUCAAGGGUCCUCUUGCUACCCCGGUUGGCAAGGGCCAUGUCUCUCUUAACCUAACUCUUCGACGAACCUUCAACCUCUUUGCGAACUUGCGACCCUGCCGAUCUAUCGCUGGCUACAAGACACCGUACGACAAUGUCGAUACUGUCCUAAUCCGAGAGAACACCGAGGGCGAAUACUCGGGUAUUGAGCACGUUGUGGUCGAUGGUGUAGUCCAGAGCAUCAAGCUUAUUACCCGCGAGGCCAGUGAGCGUGUCCUACGAUUCGCCUUCCAGCACGCCGAGGAGAUUGGCCGCAAGAAGGUUCGCGUAGUUCACAAGGCUACCAUCAUGAAGAUGUCCGACGGUCUCUUCCUCAAGACUGCCCGUGAUGUUUCCAAGGACUUCCCUGGCAUUGAAUUUGAUGCUGAACUUCUGGACAACACCUGCUUGAAGAUGGUCACUGAUCCUCUACCAUACAAUGACAAGGUCCUAGUCAUGCCUAACCUCUACGGUGACAUUCUUUCCGAUAUGUGCGCUGGUCUUAUCGGUGGUUUGGGUCUCACCCCCUCCGGCAACAUCGGUGACGAGUGCUCCAUCUUCGAAGCCGUGCACGGAUCUGCCCCUGAUAUCGCUGGCAAGAGCCUGGCCAACCCUACUGCCCUACUUCUUAGCUCGAUGAUGAUGCUAAGGCACAUGGGAUUAACCGAUUACGCUAAUAGAAUCGAGAAGGCUACAUUUGAUACCCUGGCAGAAGGAAAGUCGCUAACGGGCGACUUGGGUGGAAAGGCGAAGACUCACGAGUACGCGGCUGCUAUCAUUUCCAAAUUGUAG
Molecule: messenger RNA, 1146 nt
Organism: Hypoxylon fragiforme
Lineage: Eukaryota; Fungi; Ascomycota; Sordariomycetes; Xylariales; Hypoxylaceae
Exons: 5
Coding region: 1-1146 (381 amino acids)
Biological process (GO): isocitrate metabolic process; tricarboxylic acid cycle
Cellular component (GO): mitochondrion
Molecular function (GO): magnesium ion binding; NAD binding; isocitrate dehydrogenase (NAD+) activity
Source: RefSeq, a predicted model, not a curated record